Caenorhabditis angaria is the source of this 2379-nucleotide messenger RNA. The record is from the annotation of a GenBank genome assembly. NCBI's taxonomy places the organism in Eukaryota, Metazoa, Nematoda, Chromadorea, Rhabditida, Rhabditidae.
AUGGAAGAGGAACAACUUCUCGACUACGAAGAAGAGCAAGAGGAGAUCCAAGACAAACAAGAAGUCGGCGGAGGUGAUGCCAAGAAAACCAAGGGUACCUACGCUUCGAUUCACAGCAGCGGUUUCCGUGACUUUCUUCUCAAGCCCGAAAUCUUGCGCGCCAUCGGCGAUUGCGGUUUCGAGCAUCCAUCAGAAGUGCAACACGAGUGCAUUCCUCAAGCCAUUCUUGGUAUGGACGUUGUGUGUCAAGCCAAAUCUGGUAUGGGUAAAACCGCCGUCUUUGUGAUCGCCACACUUCAACAAUUGGAACCAGUUGAUGGAGAGGUAAUUAGUUUUGAUUAAAUAUUUUAAUGAAAAAACUUCAACAAUGCCUUUCAGGUUUCCGUCGUUUGCAUGUGCCACACUCGUGAAUUGGCCUUCCAAAUCUCCAAAGAAUACGAGCGUUUCAGUAAAUAUUUACCAGGCAUCAAAGUCGCCGUCUUUUUCGGAGGUAUGCCGAUCAAGAAAGACGAAGAGCGACUCGCCAACGAUUGUCCACACAUUGUUGUCGGAACACCCGGUAGAAUGUUGGCUUUGGCCAAAUCCGGAAAAUUGAAGCUCGACAAGGUCAAGUAUUUCGUGCUCGAUGAAUGCGACAAAAUGAUUGGCGACGCCGAUAUGCGCCGCGAUGUUCAAGAAAUCGUCAAAUCCACACCACAAGAAAAACAAGUUAUGAUGUUCUCGGCGACACUUCCAAAAGAGCUCCGAAUUGUGUGCAAAAAAUUCAUGCAAGACGUACGAUUUAACUUAUAUUAUAAUUGUUGUUGUCCUUCUUCUCCUCGCACUCGAUAACCUCUCACUUUCGAUGUGUUUUUUUGACGCAAAAGGGUAUCUCUGAGUUUGGUAAGCGUUAAAAGUCGCUGAAAAUGGUGGAAUAUUGACCAUUUUUACAGAACCUAAUACUCAGAAGAAUAUCCCGAAACUACCCAACAACGCCGAAUUUCGGGGUCAAAGUUGUCUGGUCAAACACACCACGUUUGUGAGCAGGAACCCCGCUAUACCGAAAAUGUGGUAGUUUUCAAAUACCAAUUCAAUAUUUUUCAGCCAAUGGAGGUCUACGUCGAUGACGAGGCAAAAUUGACAUUGCACGGUCUUCAACAACACUACGUUAAGCUGAAGGAGGCUGAGAAGAACCGUAAAUUGUUGGAAUUGCUCGAUGCGCUCGAAUUCAAUCAAGUUGUUAUUUUUGUCAAAUCGGUUCGUCGUUGUGAAGCGCUUCAUCAAUUGUUGUCUGAGCAAAACUUCCCAUCGAUUGCUAUUCAUAGACAAAUGGCUCAAGAGGAACGACUUUCGAGAUAUCAAGCUUUCAAGGAUUUCCAGGUAAAAAUUUGUGAAAAUUCUGCAAUUUUUCAAAAAUCUCAACGAAUAUCGUUUCUAAUGGGGUGAUUCAUAAAAAUAUUGUCAUUCCGAAAAUAAAAGAACCCCCGUUUGAAUUGGCGGUCACGUACAGUAGACUAAAAAUGACGUGACACAUGCACAUCAAACUGGUUGGCAAAUAGCCAACGUCACACCUCGGCCAACAUCGUGGUUCCCAAAAAUAAAAAGUUUACGCUGAAGUUUUGAAUGAGAAAAUUGUGAAUUUACCGGAUCAGUAGAGAAUGUUUCAGUCAUAGAAAUAAAUUUGGACUCUAGAAAAUUCAAACUGAGCAAUUUUUAUCAAAACACUCUCUAGCUCAUUCUGUGAAAACCGUGGCCCACCACGGCUUGGCCGAGGUGUGGCCAACGUGUAAAUUUCGCAUUUUAUUUUUCAAAUAGACUCCAAAAUUUUGCGAAGUCUACUGUAGUCUUGGUGUCCUAGGCCAUUUCGGUUCUCUUCCAAGUUCUUAUUUUUUCGGAAUGACAAUAAAUUGACAAAAAAAGUGCGAUUAAUUUCACGUUUUUUGUCAAUUAAUCGCAUUUUUUCAGAAAUGAAUGCGAUUAAUUGACAAAAAACGUGAAAUUAAUCGCACUUUUUUUGUCAAUUUAUUUUUAUGAAUCACCCCAUAAAUUUAAAUCUUCCAGAAACGUAUCUUGGUCGCCACCGAUUUGUUCGGUCGUGGAAUGGACAUUGAACGUGUCAACAUUGUCUUCAACUACGAUAUGCCAGAAGAUUCGGACUCGUAUUUGCACAGAGUGGCUCGCGCCGGACGUUUCGGAACCAAAGGAUUGGCCGUCACUUUUGUCUCUGACGAAACCGACGCCAAAACUUUGAACAGUGUUCAAGAUCGAUUCGACAUCAGUAUCACCGAAUUGCCGGAGAAAAUUGAUGUUUCCACUUACAGUAAGUCUUGAGCUUCUUUUUCUUUUGUUGAAAAAAUACUCUAAAAUUUAUUUUUUUCAGUCGAAGGAAGAACCAACUAA